Messenger RNA from Botrytis byssoidea, 1176 nucleotides. RefSeq lists its product as uncharacterized. Lineage: Eukaryota; Fungi; Ascomycota; Leotiomycetes; Helotiales; Sclerotiniaceae. The transcript has 2 exons. The coding region runs from base 1 to 1176 and encodes 391 amino acids. The record is from RefSeq and is a predicted model, not a curated record.
AUGUUUGUUCCCGUCUCUAAAAUCAAGUUUCUAACAAUCCUAUCCAUUCUCUUCGUCAUUGUUUCCGGAAACCCCAUCAAGCGCAGCGAAGAUGACGCUACAGGAGUGCGAAUUUCAGGUAUUUUCGGUCUCUUUACUACAAUUGCGACUUCUGCUUUGACGACGGGUCAACACGUCGGGAUCGUCAUCAUCUCAAGCCAAACCGUCUACAUCCAAGAACCCAACUAUUUUCCCGCUACAGAAUGGGGCGUGCCGGAACCCACACGCUCCAGCUCCAGCUCCAGCUCCAGCACUUUCGCAGCGGGAGCUAUUGCUGUGACUAGCACGUUUGGUAAUACACCAUAUAGUUUUGCUACUUCUGGGUUUCCUGCUGCAAGCACGCAGAUUGAUGCUUCUGCAUCUGGAGAUUCUCCCACUGAUGCUCCGGCGUCGGCGUCGGCUUCUGCUUCUGCUUCUGCUUCUGCUUCUGCUUCUGCUUCUGCUUCUGCUUCUGCUUCUGCUUCUGCUUCUGCUUCUGCUUCUGCUUCUGCUUCUGCUUCUGCUUCUGCUUCUGCUUCUGCUUCUGCUUCUGCUUCUGAGGAUCCUUCCACCGAGACUCAGGCAUCUGCAUCAGCAUCAGCAUCAGCAGAUUCAACACCAACACUGAUCCUAACACCCAUCAUCGAAGACAAACAACGAAUCACCGCCACAACAUCAUCAUGCGACCCCGCUAUCGCAGGUGUAACCAUCCCCGCUAGCGCCCUCACAACCGGCGAAUAUGUUGCUGUCGAAGUUCUCUGCGAGGAAACAGUCUACAUCCAAGAGCCCAAUUUCUAUCCCACAAAGACCUGGUACGGUAUGCCCACCUCUUGGACACUUGAUACCACGGAAAAAAUGUCCACAUCCACAUCUACAUCUUCGAUAUGCAAUACCACAAUUGCAGGUACUACGAUCCCCGCUAGCGCUCUCACGACUGGCGAAUUCGUCUCUGUGAAAACUCUUUGUGGCGAGACGAUUUAUAUUCAAGAACCUAAUUUUUACCCUACCAAGACAUAUUGCGGUAUUUCCGAUGCUGCUUUGGGGAGUAUGCCUACAACUUCUGCAAUGAGUGCAUCUUCAUCAAGCACAACUAUGGAUGUUGGAUGGCAGAUACUGAAUGCCCGUGCCGAAGAUGGUGUACUUAUUUUUCGGGAAUAA